Molecule: messenger RNA, 2108 nt
Organism: Raphanus sativus (radish)
Lineage: Eukaryota; Viridiplantae; Streptophyta; Magnoliopsida; Brassicales; Brassicaceae
Product: serine/threonine-protein kinase STY17
Exons: 16
Coding region: 118-1848 (576 amino acids)
Biological process (GO): protein phosphorylation
Molecular function (GO): ATP binding; protein kinase activity
Source: RefSeq, a predicted model, not a curated record
AGCUACUCUCUCUCUCUCUCUCUCUCUCUCUCUCUCUCUUCACCACCUUUACUUGAAUCUUACUUGGAUCAUUCACCUUUUCGUGCUUUUUUUGGAUCGGAGGAUUCAGUUCCCGAUAUGGCGAUCAAAGACGAGACGGAGGAAAGCUGCGGAAGCAGAGCCGUCAUGGCUGCUGCUGCUGCUUCGGUUACAACUAAGGAGAACCCUAGGCAGCAGCGUAUGAAGCUCGAGGUGUACGGUGAUGUUCUACAGAGAAUCCAGGAGUCUAAUUACGAAGAAGCUAACUUCCCUGAUUUCGAUGAUCACCUCUGGCUCCAUUUCAAUCGUCUUCCUGCUCGAUAUGCUAUGGAUGUAAAUGUUGAGAGAGCAGAGGAUGUACUCACUCAUCAGAGAUUGCUCAAGUUGGCUGAAGAUCCUGCUACUAGACCUGUUUUUGAAGUUCGUUGUGUCCAGGUUUCUCCCUCACUCAAUGGACAUUCUGCUGACGCUGAUGCUUCGGAUCCUGCUGUGAAGGAAGAUGCUCAAAGCUCCUACCAUUCUAGCAGGGUUCUUGCGCCUCCCACUUUUGGUUCUUCUCCGAAUUUCGAGGCUCUUACUCAGGCUUAUAAACAUCAUGCCGAAGAUGAUGAUAGUGCUGUCAAUGCUCAGUUGCCUAAUUCUCGACCGAUGCACGAGAUUACCUUUUCAACCAUUGACAAGCCCAAACUCCUUAGUCAGUUAACUUCCAUGCUUGGUGAACUUGGAUUGAACAUUCAAGAAGCUCACGCUUUCUCUACAGCGGAUGGUUUCUCUCUAGAUGUUUUCGUUGUUGACGGUUGGUCCCAGGAGGAAACAGAAGGUUUAAAAGAUGCAUUGAGGAAGGAGAUACUGAAGCUUAAGGAUCAACCUAGCACAAGGCAAAAGUCUAUUACUUUCUUUGAGCAUGACAAGUCCACUAACGAGCUUCUACCCGCCUGUGUUGAAAUACCCACGGAUGGAACUGACGAGUGGGAGAUUGACAUGAAGCAGCUCAAAAUUGAAAAGAAAGUGGCAUGUGGAUCAUAUGGGGAACUGUAUAAAGGAACCUAUUGCAGUCAGGAAGUAGCUAUCAAAAUCCUAAAACCCGAGCGUGUGAAUACUGAAAUGCUCCGAGAGUUUUCUCAGGAAGUGUAUAUAAUGAGGAAAGUAAGGCACAAAAACGUUGUCCAGUUUAUCGGUGCAUGUACACGAUCUCCAAACCUAUGCAUUGUGACAGAAUUCAUGGCUCGGGGAAGCAUAUAUGAUUUUCUUCACAAACAGAAAGGCGUUUUUAAACUUCAAUCUUUGCUCAAAGUGGCACUUGACGUCUCCAAAGGAAUGAACUAUUUGCAUCAAAACAAUAUCAUUCAUCGAGACCUCAAGACCGCUAAUCUUCUCAUGGACGAACAUGAAGUCGUCAAGGUUGCUGAUUUUGGGGUCGCGAGAGUGCAGACUCAGUCAGGGGUCAUGACAGCUGAAACUGGGACUUACCGAUGGAUGGCUCCAGAGGUCAUUGAGCACAAACCUUAUGAUCAUAGAGCAGAUGUCUUCAGUUACGCGAUCGUGUUGUGGGAACUUUUGACUGGCGAGCUCCCAUAUUCUUACUUGACUCCACUGCAAGCAGCUGUUGGCGUUGUCCAAAAGGGACUUAGACCAAAAAUUCCAAAAGAAACACACCCAAAACUGACUCAGCUUCUUGAGAAAUGCUGGCAACAAGACCCAGCUCAAAGACCAGAUUUUGCAGAAAUCAUAGAAAUGGUUAAUCAAGUACUCCAUGAGGUUGGAGAUGAGGAGCGCCAAAAGGAUAAACGUGGUGGUUUCUUCUCAGGUCUAAGAAAAGGCCACCAUUGAUAUACUCUCAAGUAGAUGCUGAAACGUGAUAUGUUUGAUCGAUCGGUCUGAAUAGAGCUCAAAUCUCAGAUCUCAUCUUUGCUUUGUAUAGUUUUUGUUUCUAAUAUCUCUGUAUAGAUUAUAUUUUUCUAGAGCCUCACUUUUUACUUCAAUUCUUUUUUUUUUUUCCUUUUGAGAAGAAUCACUGAGCGGCUAUGAAAAUUAUUUUGUUGACUUGUUGUUACAUGUCUGCCUUUCGAGCGAAACUAGUUAUCUUAUUA